AUGCUCAGAGUUAUGGUAUACCAGAACCCAGUCAGCCGACCACCUGCAACUCGCACUGUUCAGGUUCCUGGCGGUCAUGUCCUCUUCGUAAUGGCCGACAAUACUUGGAUCAAUCCUUACAACCUAUCUCUUUUGGAAUGUCUAAGUUCACAGGGAACAGUGUAUGAACUUGAUGGCAAUUCCGUCAUCAAGGUGCCAUUUCAGUUUCCUGUGGGUGAUGGCUGUACAGACGACGAAAAGACCGGUCAUCUCAUGCUGUCACUCAAAGCUUUCAACUAUUUCAAGCAAGAGUCCCGGAUCUACGAUCUUCUGACGAAACAUCCGCAUCCAAAUGUCGUGGCCAGCUUUCAGUGCAGCAAGCCAGACUGUCUCAUCCUCGAAAGAGUCAGGCCCCUUGAAGACGCUUGGAACGACUCGACGGAGCAUCUUCGUGGGAUCUGGAUUCUCGAGCUUCUCGACGUGGUAUCCUUCUUGGAAGAUCUCGAUUACCUUCACGGGGACAUAACGAUCUUCAACAUGGGUAUCGAUCAUGAAAACAGACUCAAAAUCUUCGACUUUGGCUCGGCUGUCCAUGUCAAGGACCAAGAUUUUGGACAUCAGAUUCUCGAGGACCAGUUCGACCUCGCAACCUGCAUCUUCUUUCUAGCCUCUGGAAUCGACCCUUUCGCCGAGGCUCAGAGUUUUGCUGACCUCAAUCGGACCCGGCAAGAUCUCCAGCAGUGCAGAUUGCCUUUCCCAGCCGCGGCGAAAAAGUAUCAAGCAGUCAUCGAAGCCUGUUGGUCUCAAAAGCAGCCCAAAUCUUUCAAACAGCUCCGACAGGCCGUUGCAGACAUUUCCGGGGUACUAGUGCCGAGCAUCAGCGGAACAGGUCUUUCGCAGGUUGCGAAUCCAUCACUUGGUUCGUUGUUGGAAAGACUCACCAGGGAAGAAGGGUGGAUGAAUGAGGAAGAGUAUCGGAUUGCAUGGAGCAAGGCAGGCUUCAAGGUGCUUCCGUUCGUCUGA
Exophiala xenobiotica is the source of this 1002-nucleotide messenger RNA. RefSeq lists its product as uncharacterized. The transcript is spliced from 2 exons. Lineage: Eukaryota; Fungi; Ascomycota; Eurotiomycetes; Chaetothyriales; Herpotrichiellaceae. Bases 1 to 1002 code for a protein of 333 amino acids. The record is from RefSeq and is a predicted model, not a curated record.